UUUAUUCUUUAUUGUCUUAUCUCAAUAUUAACAGAUGAUGUCUUCUAUUUAUAGUCUCAAUUGAAAUUUUAAAAAUUCAAUUGUAUUCACAAGAUUGAAUUAUACAAGUGACAACUAGUCUGAAACCAACAUGAAAGAAAAAAAGUACGACGACAGCAUGAUACUCUUCUCUGAGUACCUGGUAGGAAAUAUGGACCCAACGAUGCCUACUGUAACAGAAGAUACAGCUGAACUUCUAGAAGAUCCCGAGGCCUUCAUGCCAACAGAAGAAACUCCAGUUGUGAUUUAUCAGAAGUCCAAAGUGAUCUUCUUUGCCUAUUUUAUACCAAUCAUAUUCUUAGUACUUGGUAUUAUCAUCUUUAUGGGUGCAGUGAUACAAAAAUUCAAAAAGCAUAACCAGAAUCAAAACAUUUAAAAUGAAAGUUGAGAAUUCGCAAAAGAGAUCCAAGAAAGAGCUCGCCUUUUAAAAGUUGAAU
Nezara viridula (southern green stink bug) is the source of this 476-nucleotide messenger RNA. The record is from the annotation of a GenBank genome assembly. NCBI's taxonomy places the organism in Eukaryota, Metazoa, Arthropoda, Insecta, Hemiptera, Pentatomidae.